UAAACUAAUGAAUGCGCAUUCAGAUUCAGAAGUCUCACACAUGUAUUCAGUACUGUUGUACAUGUAUGCAAAUGUGUAAAUUUAGUGACUUGUGUUUGAAAGAAGUGUUUUGUCAAUUUCCUUGCCUAGGACUGCCCUACAGUGGAUUCACAAGUGUAGUGAGAAUGCCAGGAAACACAACUAUUACUAUCUGAAUGAGUCCUCACAUGCUUGGGUUGAGUAUUAUUACAGGAAAAUUUCCUCAGACAGACUUCGUAUAAAUGAAUGGGAGCAAAUGGAUGACAUUGAGUCAAAACGUCCUGAAUCUCCCAUUGGCACCAGCAAAGAAAAAGAACUGAUCAUGAAGCUUAUUCGCCACAAGCUUAGAGAGGUGAUGAUGAGAGUCGAUCUUGAAGAAGUCACCAGUAGACAGUUACGAACCAUGCUUGAAGCAGACACGCAAAUGGAGCUGAAGGAGUACAGGUCAUUUAUUGAUAAAGAGAUGAUAGUGAUUAUGGGACAAAUGGACUCUGCAUCCAAAAUAUUUGACCAUGUUUACCUUGGUUCUGAAUGGAAUGCCUCAAACUUGGAGGAACUCAAGGAAAAUGGAGUUGGGUAUAUUUUGAACAUCACAAGAGAAAUCGACAACUUUUUCCCAGGAACAUUUCAUUAUCACAAUAUCAGAGUUUAUGACUUGGAUGAGACCGAAUUACUUCACCACUGGGAUAACACUUACAGAUUCAUACAGAGAGCUAAGAAUGCAGGCUCAAAAGUUCUCGUCCAUUGUAGGAUGGGCAUCAGCAGAUCGGCAUCAACGGUGAUAGCGUAUGGCAUGAAGGAGUAUGGCUGGUCGUUAGGUGAUACGAUGAAGUACGUCAAAGCACGAAGAAGUGUUGUGCAGCCGAACGCAGGAUUUUGGAAGCAGCUUAUUACGUAUGAAGGAAUUUUGAUUUCGAGCAAACGGCGUGACCAUUGGGCCGAUGUAGAGGUGUCAAACAGCGCCGCAGCUGUAAAGAAGCGGAAAGAAAAAUCUAGUAACUCUGCUGACGAGAAUGACAAGCAUCCCCAGAUGGCUCUUCAUGUAGAAAGCGUGGACACUGUUGAUAAUGUACCGAUAGAAACUGAGUCCUCUUUAAAACUCAAGGAGUCUCCCGACGUCAGUAUCAAAGAACUCGGCGUACUUCGGGCGACUUUGGACAGUACAGGUGAGCUCGUCGAGGGCACUUCGCUGGAAAGGAACGAGACGGAACGUGUGCCCUCGACGAGUUCACCAAUUGGUCCGGACCCAGAGUCGACCGCUGAAUCCAGUAAAGAGGCCCUUGAGGGGCCUAACUAUGUACCACCCAGUUCUCACGCUUCGGAAAUCCCUAUCAAGACUUCGCUACAAAGAGUUAGUUCAGAUCCUACUCUGGCAAAUGAUGACCAAAAGAAGAAAGGAAAGGAUGAGGAAUCUAUCGGAAACUUUCGUAGGUCAUGCUCUUUACGAGAGCGUGGAACAAGGAAAUUACAAGAAUUGCACUCGAAAGCUAGGUCCGCAAGCGACGAAAAUCUCAAGGACUUCGAGCGCAAAAAGAAGCAAAUUCUGGGCUUGGAUGAACCAGAGACGAGCGAUUUGCAGGACGUAAAGAACACUUUUGAAGGUCUCCUACCGAGCGACUUGCAUGGUGUACUUGAAAGCGGAUUUGUCAAACGGUAUUCGAGAAAGUUUGAAGGUGUUGAUGAUGUGCCAGAGCUUGAGGGUAAUGCUGCUUUGACGUCGACGGAAGAAGUACGUGUUGAGUGUGCGCCUGCAGAAGGCGAUAAGAUCCCCGAAGAGGAACAAGACGAGAGUAUGCCAAACGAAGAACCCGAACCGGGCGUUGUAAAGAAGCACAAAGAAGGUUACGAACUGAAGCAUCGGGAGAGUUUGAAAAGGCGGGCGUUGCUUCAGCGAGGCGGUAGUGAUGAAAGGAAAAGCGCGAAACAAGAAGGAGACGAAGUCGAAGGCUCUCUUGCUGUUGAUGCUGAUUCAGAGUCAGUGCAAACCGCAGGAGAAUUGGGAGACGAGCUUAGAGGUGUUAACGUCGUAGCGCUUGUUAAAAGGGUUAACGAGGAUAUGAAGAAGGAAGUAAAUAUUCGGAGAAUAUCUGCUUCGAAGAAAGAACAAGAUCUGCGAGCAUAUGUUGAAAAAGCAGGGGAACGAAUGAAGAACGCUCUGGUUAAUGACGAAGACGGAACCUUGCCGAAAGAUAAGAGCACUGUGUCUAAUGAGGUAGAUUCUGAACAAAUCAGUGAAGAGUCUUUUACUGGGAAAAUCAAACGAAACACUCGUGUCUUUGUACUUGAGGAAGACUCGCGGGAUUUACCGUCAAACGAUUCGCAGUUAACAGGAACAUUGGAGAGCAGGCAACCGGUUGUAUUGAAGCCGUCUGUUGCGCACAAUGUGAGUGCUAGCGUAGAAUCCGUUAUUGAAGGGAAGCUACAACCUUUGGGCCAAGAGGAGUUAGAGAAAGGAACUGGCGACCAGCAGGCCAGAGAAGUCAAUCAAGAAGUAGGUUUAUCUGUAUCAAAGGGGAAAACAAGGAGCGCGGACGCCUAUACGGAGCAGGAAAAUCGUACUAUUUCACAAGAUGGCACAGAGCCUUCAGAGAUUACUAUACAGCAAGCAGUAACGUCUGAAUUGCUAGAGGACAAAAAAGACGAACAGAGUGAACAAAAUUCAGAAAACAUUCUUCAGAAAGGUCUAGUGAAACGACACAAGCUGUUAAUUGAAGGAAAGCUGCAGCCGUUGGAUCAAGAGAUUGAAAAAAGUGUCGAGAGACCAGAUGGACAAGAAAGCCAUUUUGCAGUCGGUCAGAAAGGAUCUUCAUCUCUUUCAGAAGGUGAAACGGACAGUGCGGCCCUCCAUACAGAACGGACAGAGGUGAAUGUCGUACAAAAUAUGAAUUCUGGUAUGGAG
Molecule: messenger RNA, 2917 nt
Organism: Orbicella faveolata
Lineage: Eukaryota; Metazoa; Cnidaria; Anthozoa; Scleractinia; Merulinidae
Biological process (GO): protein dephosphorylation; negative regulation of actin filament polymerization
Molecular function (GO): phosphatase activity; actin binding
Source: RefSeq, a predicted model, not a curated record